This is a messenger RNA of Nymphaea colorata (pocket water lily), 784 nucleotides long. Its product is annotated as non-specific lipid transfer protein GPI-anchored 19-like. Gene Ontology annotation, molecular function: lipid binding. Lineage: Eukaryota; Viridiplantae; Streptophyta; Magnoliopsida; Nymphaeales; Nymphaeaceae. The record is from RefSeq and is a predicted model, not a curated record. The transcript has 3 exons. The coding region runs from base 80 to 676 and encodes 198 amino acids. Gene Ontology annotation, biological process: lipid transport.
UCUCUCUAUACCUUUCGGCCACCGGAAAACCAAUACCAACUUUCCGGCGACCGACAAUUCGACGUAUCCUUUUGUCGUAAUGGCUACCAAGUUGGGUUUGGUCUUGGUCAUUGCCUGCACAUUGUAUGUGCAUGCAUUUGCUCAAUCGAGUCAAUCCGGCUGCACUGCCACCAUUGCCAGCCAGCUUGCAUCGUGCAUGGGCUACAUAACUGGAAGCUCGGCGACACCCGCGACAUCCUGCUGUUCUGGGCUCGACAAUGUGGUCAAGUCGCAGCCCCAGUGCCUGUGCCAAGUCGUCGGACCCAAUGCUGGGUCCUCGCUAGGGGUCACCGUGAAUCAGACCCUGGCGCUGGCACUGCCUGGUGCUUGCAAUGUGAAGACGCCUUCACCCACCUUGUGCAGCGCUAUAAAUGGCGCACCCACUGCCUCGCCUUCUACUCCAACUCAAACACCACCAAGCACCGUCCAGCCAUCACAGCAGUCAACUCAAACACCACCAAGCACCGUCCAGCCAUCACAGCAGUCUGUUCCAAGCAGCCCUCCGGAAAAGCCAGCAGGCACACCAUCCUCGGUUACUCCUUCGACCAACGGAGGCCCCGCGAACUCUGUGCCUUCUCUGGUGCCCCUCGCCCUCAUCUUCUUCGUUUCCUGUGUUUCUGCCGCUUGGUCCUUCUGAAAUGGCCGCUAGGAGACGUUGUUUCGAUCGAUUCUUUGUAUAUUUUGUUUGGUGUUAUUGCUUGUGGGCUUUGUGAUCAUGUGAUCGUUGGAGAUUGUAUCCUUCUUA